AUGCCUAGAUCAAAACGUUCCAAGCUAGUUACUUUAGCCCAAACUGACAAGAAAGGUAGAGAGAACAAAGAAAGAAUUUUCGAUGAGAUCAGAGAAUCAUUAGACACUUUCAGAUACUGCUGGAUCCUGUAUUUGGACGAUGUUAGAACUCCAGUUUUACAAGAUAUUAGAACUGCUUGGACUGGUUCAAAAUUAAUAUUAGGUAAAAGAAAAGUCUUGGAAAAGGCUUUAGGUGAAAACAGAGAAAAUGAAUACAAGGAAAAUAUUUUUAAAUUGAGUAAACUAUGUAAGGGUGUCACUGGUUUAUUAUUCACAAACGAAGAUGUCGAAACCACUAAAGCAUAUUUUGAAUCAUAUACAAGAAUGGAUUACUCAAGACCAAACUCUAGAGCCCCAUUAACUUUCACUAUCCCAGAAGGUAUUGUAUACUCUCGUGGUGGUCAAGUUCCAAUCGAAGAAGAUGUCCCAAUGGUACAUUCUUUAGAACCAACUUUAAGAAAUAAGUUUGAAAUCCCAACGAAGAUCAAAGCAGGUAAGAUCACUUUAGAAGCACCUUACUUAGUUUGUGAAGAGGGUAAAAAAUUAGACGUCAAACAAGCAUUAAUAUUGAAACAAUUUGGUGUUGCCGCCUCUGAGUUUAAGGUUAAGGUCGUUGCCUACUAUGACAAUGAAUCUACUACUGUUGAAACAGUCAACAUCAAUAUGGAAGAAGAUUAA
Messenger RNA from Tetrapisispora phaffii CBS 4417, 717 nucleotides. It is a transcript of the gene MRT4, whose product is annotated as mRNA turnover protein MRT4. The record is from RefSeq and is a predicted model, not a curated record. The transcript has a single exon. Lineage: Eukaryota; Fungi; Ascomycota; Saccharomycetes; Saccharomycetales; Saccharomycetaceae. Gene Ontology annotation, molecular function: RNA binding. Gene Ontology annotation, cellular component: nucleolus; preribosome, large subunit precursor. The coding region runs from base 1 to 717 and encodes 238 amino acids. Gene Ontology annotation, biological process: ribosomal large subunit assembly; rRNA processing; nuclear-transcribed mRNA catabolic process.